Schizosaccharomyces osmophilus is the source of this 1929-nucleotide messenger RNA. It is a transcript of the gene nog1, whose product is annotated as ribosome export GTP binding protein Nog1. The transcript has 3 exons. Gene Ontology annotation, biological process: ribosomal large subunit biogenesis. Lineage: Eukaryota; Fungi; Ascomycota; Schizosaccharomycetes; Schizosaccharomycetales; Schizosaccharomycetaceae. The coding region runs from base 1 to 1929 and encodes 642 amino acids. Gene Ontology annotation, cellular component: nucleolus. The record is from RefSeq and is a predicted model, not a curated record. Gene Ontology annotation, molecular function: GTPase activity; GTP binding; RNA binding.
AUGGCCACGGCAGUUUUCAAGAACAUCUCUCCAAUUCCGGACGUGAACACGUUCUUGGAUGUCGUUCUUUCUCGUACCCAAAGAAAGACGCCUACGGUCAUUCGAUCUGGCUUCAAGAUCUCUCGUAUCCGGGGUUUCUACGGCAGAAAAGUAAAAUUUACCCAGGAUACCUGUACUGAAAAACUGGAUGGUAUUCUCCAAGAGUUCCCUAGACUUGAUGACAUCCAUCCUUUUCACGCAGAUUUACUCAAUAUUCUUUAUGACAGAGAUCAUUUGAAGAUUGCUUUGUCACAGCUUUCAACCGCAAAGCACUUGAUUGAAAAUGUUGCUCGUGAUUAUAUUCGUCUUUUAAAGUAUGGUGAUAGUCUUUAUCGCUGUAAACAACUCAAGCGUGCCGCUUUGGGUCGUAUGGCUACAAUCAUUAAGCGCCAAAAGUCUUCAUUGGGAUUUUUGGAACAAGUACGUCAGCAUAUGUCGCGUUUGCCUUCAAUCGACCCUAAUACUCGUACCUUGUUGGUAUGCGGAUAUCCCAACGUUGGUAAAUCUUCUUUUAUGAACAAGAUCACUCGUGCCGAAGUCGAUGUACAGCCUUAUGCUUUCACGACCAAGUCUCUUUUCGUUGGCCAUUUUGAUUACAAGUACCUUCGUUGGCAAGUCAUUGAUACUCCAGGUAUCCUUGAUCAUCCUUUGGAGCAGAUGAACACCAUUGAAAUGCAAUCCAUCACUGCGAUGGCUCAUCUUCGUUCUGCCGUUUUGUACUUCAUGGACCUUUCAGAAAUGUGUGGUUACAGCAUUGCUGCUCAGGUCAACUUAUAUCACAGCAUUAAGCCUCUCUUUGCCAACAAGCUUACUCUUUUGGUUGUUAACAAGGUGGAUGUUACGAAACCCGAAGAUUUGGACCCUAAAAGCCAAGAGAUGAUUCAAUCCAUUUUGGCAGAUGGAAAUGUACAAAUGGUUCAAACAAGUUGUGUCAGCGACACGGGUGUGAUGGACGUCCGUAACAAUGCAUGUGAAGCUCUUUUAGCUGCACGUGUUGAACAGAAGCUCAAGGGAUCACGUGUUAACAAUGUUCUGAAUCGUAUUCAUUUGGCAGAACCCGCAGCCCGUGAUAGUGUUAAUCGACCGGCAGUCAUUCCCGACGCUGUCAAAAACCGUCGUGCUUAUGAUGAGAAAGACCCCGCCCGCCGUAUUCUUGCCCGUGAUAUCGAAGCUGCUAAUGGUGGUGCUGGUGCAUUUAAUGUUAACUUGCGUGACAAGUACUUGCUUAGUAACCCUGAAUGGAAAUACGAUCGUGCUCCUGAAUUGUUGGAUGGUAAGAACGUCGCCGAUUAUAUCGACCCUGAAAUUGAAGCCAAGCUUGCUGCUAUGGAAGAAGAAGAAGAACGCGUGGAAAAUGAAGGCUACUAUAACUCGGAUGAAGAUGUUCCCGAUGAAAAUGAGGAACAUGUUCUUACCGCGGCUGAUAAAAUUCGUGAGAAAAACAAACUCAUUCGAAUUGCUGCUCGUAAUAAAAAGAUCAAGAAUCGUCCCAUGUUGCCUCGUACUGCUGGUGUUCGCACUUUGGAUCAGUUGGAGUCUUCAUUGGAAAAUGCUGGUCUUCCUUCUGACGCAAUUGGUGAGCGUGCUCGCUCACGCGCUCGCUCGGGAGCUGCCCAAGAAUCUGCUCGUUUGUCUGGUGCAGACAUAGUUAUGCAGGAGGGACCCGAAGUACGCGCCAAAUCUGUUGCUCCCCGCUCACAGAGCAACAGACGUGAAGCAGGUUUGCAUUCUGAAGGAGGACGUUCUUAUGCUGAACGUCUUAAUCGUGUCAAACAAGUACAACGCAAUCGUCUGGCUAGAGCUUCCGAAAGUGACCGUCACACUACGACUUCAAAACCCAAGCACUUGUUCAGUGGUAAACGUGGUAUGGGUAAGACUGAUAGAAGGUAA